AUGGGUUCUAUAUGUAAACAAGGUUAAAAAUCUUCGAAUGAAAAGGAAAUCUAAAGUGAAAUUUAGUUAACUCAUUCUAAAGAAUAAUAUGAGGCAAGACAUAAUAGUGUUAGCAACUAAUAUAAUUGUUAAAGCACAAGGUAAUUAACAUUUCGAAAUGAUUUUGCCUCAAAAUUUAUUAGUUUGAGUUAAUCAUCUGAUUCAGAACCAAAUUAAGAUAAUGAUCCUGGGGAUAAAAGAUCAUUUUUCUCAAACUUUUAGACGUUUUAGGCAAUGCCUUCUCAAAAAUCCUCGAAAUUAGUUUCUCCUCAAUUCACAUUUUUUGCAGAUGAAAACUCAAUUGAGAAUUAGUUCCAAAAGAAACUAUAAACUAGAUAAUUAGAGUGA
Paramecium primaurelia is the source of this 387-nucleotide messenger RNA. Lineage: Eukaryota; Ciliophora; Oligohymenophorea; Peniculida; Parameciidae. The record is from the annotation of a GenBank genome assembly.